AUGGAAUGUGGGUCUGGAUUGUGGGAUAUGACAGAUACUCAAGAUGUUGCAGCUGGUAAAGCUUGCCUGGAGGCUGUGUUCAAUGUCUAUUACAAGCCUUCAAGUCAGACUCCUGCCAGUGCCAAAGAGCCAUCUCCUCUACCAACAAGACCCUCACACAAGAACCAAUAUGGUGAUGAUUGGAUGCACAAGGCCAUCAAGACAUGUCAAGAGAUGGACUAUCUCACUCACAAUCCUCAGCAAGAGCUCAACAUGUACUUGUCUUUGCCACUAGAGGAGACUGAUGAUAUUGUUGCCUGGUGGGGGGUGGGCCGGGAGGGAUAUUAUUUCUGA
This is a messenger RNA of Suillus subaureus, 333 nucleotides long. RefSeq lists its product as uncharacterized. The coding region runs from base 1 to 333 and encodes 110 amino acids. The transcript is spliced from 3 exons. The record is from RefSeq and is a predicted model, not a curated record. Lineage: Eukaryota; Fungi; Basidiomycota; Agaricomycetes; Boletales; Suillaceae.